AUGAUUGAUGGCUUUUACCGCGAAGAGACACGGUUGCAGGAAAAUAGCGCUCGCCUUAAGGCGGCUCAAAAUGCACUUGUGGAGGUCAGCGAGGUAGGGGAGGAGGCAGACGAUGUUCUAAAGCCUGAAUCUCUCGAAGACUCCUCGCCCACUAAACCCCUGUAUAGACGCCGUUGGGGACGGCGACGAAGGCGGCUUAAAAUAGCCAAGCCGGUCUCCUCAUCAUCUUCUAUUGAGCCCAGGAAGAGGCGACCCUAUAGAAGGCGAAAUAGGUCGGAACUACUGCUCUUAUCCUCUCCUCGUCCGUCAUAUGAGAAGAGGCAGCGCAAAAUUCCCCGCGGAUUUGAUGACUAUGAAAGUUUCUUUGAUACUUCGCGACCAACCGAAGACGAGGAUACUGGCGAUUCAGUGGCGUGUUUUGCUUGCGGCAAGUCCUUCCUCCCAACCACUCUUGAGGCUCACGUACGACAGAUUCACAGGCUGGUUAAAAAUCUCAUUACUAACGGAUCUUUUUGGUGGUUUGGUGCAGGCUUUCCAAAGGAUCAAUGUUACAUUUGCGGGAAGUUUUUCCCCACUGCUGACAAUGCGCGCAUACACAUAAAGACGGCACACUAUGGCAUUUAUAACUACAAAUGUCCGGAGUGUGACAAGGGUUACUACUAUUACCUCAAACUCGUCAGGCAUUUACGAAGCCUCCAUCAAUGCGACUGCCCUCCUUCACGAGAAGAAUGUCGAGUUGACGGUACCUACCUCAAUAACGCAAUCGUUGAUUUAGACUCACGCGAAUUGCGUGAAAAUGAGUGCAGGUGCUUAGUGUGUCUCUCCAUUUUCCCAAUUAUCGAGAUGGACAAACACAUGAAUGAACGUCAUCGAGAUUGCACCUGUUGCUUCCGUUAUACUCAUUAUAAUCAUCUUGCCCCUUCUAAACAAGCCUUUCCCAGGACCCGGUGCUACGUCUGUGGGCAGCGAUUUUCCAGUUUACAGGAGGUGUCUGAGCAUUUAGAUUCAACUCAUCUAAAACAGUCUAUGUUUACCUGUCCCGAGUGUGAGACUGGCUUUGACGAGCUUCAGGAAUGGCGAGAUCACAUGGAAAAGAUCCAUCAAAGCGAUGGUUCUGGAUCCGUAUUUGCAAUGCGCAAUGAUUUUAGAGCGGAGAAGACCACUCUGCAGGAGGAAUGCGACAGGCAGAAACGCCUUAUCGCUGAAGCCGAGGCGAAGGCAGCGGAGGUGGUGGCGGCGGCGGUGGCGGCGCCAGUGGAACCCGAGACCAAAGCACCCGAAACUGCUGCAGAUGGGCAGAAUGAGCCUGAGGAGGACAGUAGUUUAAAUAACCCUGAAUGUAAUGAACCUUCCACACUUGUCUCUGGACGAAACAAUGUAAUGGAGUAUGAAUAUGAACUGACGGGAGGGUACGAAAAUCCACAAGGUGAAACUGAUGAAGUCAAUGGAAGAAGGGAACUUUUGCGAAUAAAGAUUUUCUUUAUCCCCGCUACAGGUGGUGAAGUAAAGGGGCAAAAGAAAGCCAUCAACAUAGACUUCUUUGCGGCGAGCAGUGUGGAUGUCUGUCCGGUUUGCAAGAAGGUUCUCCACACCAAAAAGUCCCUAAAGACUCACAUUGAAGCCAUUCAUCACAAAAUGAAACGCUAUGCCUGCAACCUCUGCGAUCGCUCCUUCUAUGCUCGAUGUGAUCUACGCAAACACGUCGAUUGUGUUCACAAUCGUCUUAAAACCUACUCCUGCAAUGAAUGUGGUCGACGCUUCUUUUUACACUCACAGCUUGCAUCCCAUCUUGUUAAUCAUCAUAAAGCUGUCCUCCCCUUCAAAUGCAAUGAAUGUGGUCGAAGGUACGCCAUUAAGCAAGUGUUGAAUGACCAUGUUUGGCGUUUUCAUACAGGCAAGUUUGUAUUGCCUACACAGAUGCUAAUUGCCUCUACAAUAGUGUUGACGAUGGUGGUGGCGUUGAUAGUGAUUUGGUUUUCCUCCUCCCUUGCAGACAAACCCAAAAGAAUUCGAAUUAAUGGACGUCUUGUCACUCCCAAUCCCUCCACAAUGCCAAGGUUGGUGCAGGCUUUGUCGCCAUCGAAAAGUCAGAGGCACAAUCAAUCUUUCCUUACAACGCAUCAAUUGUCUGGUGAAUCAGUUGAGCCAACAGAAGUUGCCAUUGUGAGUGACAAUGGGGAUGUGAAGGAGGUCUUCCUGAUAGGCAAUCAACUCUACUAUGCUGAGAAUGUUGCCUUUCAAGCCACCGGUGUGAAUGCUGAUACAAAUCCUCCCUACGAGACCAUUCAACUUGACAGCGUUGAUGGCGGUGAUUGUACAUUCUCACACACCACCGUUACCCUCCAGAGUGAAGAAUCGGACACUUUGGGUGGAUUUUCUUUUGAUCAGGGUUAUACGGCAUUGACAACUGGGGAAGGAGAGAGUCUGCAUGUCAACAGCAUGAUGGUGAAUCAACUCCCCGUCUCCAUCACCGAAGAAGUCAAUUGUAAGACAGUCAGCGUCGGUAACAUCGGUCCCACCGAGGUCGACUACUUCACCUAUCCACAAUCCUAA
Messenger RNA from Hydatigera taeniaeformis, 2553 nucleotides. The record is from the annotation of a GenBank genome assembly. Lineage: Eukaryota; Metazoa; Platyhelminthes; Cestoda; Cyclophyllidea; Taeniidae.